UCUUUGAAUCACUUUAACGGAGGGCGUUUCUUUCAGCGAAAUACAUUUUAUAGUGCUCCGUGUGCUAUAUAUUUCAACGUGCUAUAAUAUCUGUCACACAGAGAGGUAUACGUAUUGCAGAGGGAGACAGGAAAAACCUGACGCAGUGGGAUGGAUGAAAGCUUCUCAAACCAGCCAGAGUACGAAAGCGAAAGUUAACCAGGAACUGACAGUGACUCGAUAGGCCGUCUCAUACGGUUUUAACAUAUACGUAGAAGAUGGCAGAAAAGGCCAAAGAAGAGAGACAGAGUCCACGACAUGAUUCACGAAAAGAAAGGCUUAAUGGGAAGAAAAGUAGAUAUGACACAGAUAGGCCGUUCAAACCCCAUGAAGGGUUGGCCAGGCCAGUUGAUAAACGGGGGCCAAAAGCUGGUGACAUGACCACGAAAUGGACACAGAGCGAAGUCCGUUACAUGGGUUACAAAAAGUUGGAAGAUUUGUUAAAAAGGGAUCAGGGUGAUGCUCUCCUGUACUUGGCAUCCCCUAAAAACGGUUUCCGUGAGCUUCUCGUGUCUGAAAAGCUGGAAGGUGGUCUUCUUUCUCUUCUCCUGUCUGUGUUGGCUUAUGUAGGUCAGGCAGAUCAGCUCCGAUCGCAUUUGAUUACGGUUCUCAACAUUACCAAUGAAUCGCCAUUGCUUUCAGCAGGAGGUCCUGUUCAGAGCUGUAUUAUCGAGAUGGUUCUAGCCCGAAACAGCCAGGCUGUCGAUGUCAAUUUUCUUGGCAAUGUUCUCAAUUUGGUCCAUUUACUUCUGACUCUUCUGCCUCGAUCUAGUCACCUUCAUGCCAGCACCCUUUUACCAUUAAUACAGAAGGUAGUAGAUGACAAGGCAGACAGUGGUAAUAUUGUCUGCCUGAAAAGACAAUUACAGCAAGCUACUGAAAUAAAAGAUGCCGUCGAAAAUGACCUAAGAAUGGGUUUUAAAGCACAAGAUGCAGAAAAUGCUCCUGAAGAUCUCACAACUCCUCCCGAUGAUUUUCGCGAGUGCAGUAUAUUUCCAAGUAGGGAAGACCUUAUCACCGAUGAACAACCUUUCCUGAGGGCCAACAUUGUGAAGGGGAAGUACAGUUCCGUGGAUCAUUAUCUUGAUGUCCAGUUUAGGCUGCUGAGGGAAGAUUUCAUAGCACCGCUUCGUAAUGGCAUCAGAGAGUACUUGGUCAAUUUAGAUCGUGGCCAAGAACAUGUCAGGUUGUCGGAUGUUAGGGUAUACCAUCAUGUGUACUUUCAAAUGCCCAAUUGUGCUAAGAAUCAAAUCACUUAUCCGGUCAAGUUUGAUGUAUCAAGGCUCUCCAAGGUCAGGUGGGAGCACAGUAAACGGUUGAUAUGUGGUUCUCUUGUUUGCCUGUCAAAGGACAGGUUUGAAACUGUAAUUUUUGCAACAGUUGCUGAUAGAGACCCAAAGAAGCUUCGGGAAGGUAUUAUUGAGCUCCACUGUGAUGCAGAAAGUCUUGCAGUGAUUUCCACAAGCAUGCGUGAGGUUUUCGUCAUGGUUGAGUCUUCUGCCUAUUUUGAAGCAUACCGUCAUGUCUUGAGGGGUCUUCAGGAGUUGAACCAGGAAAAUUUACCCCUUCAAAAGUACAUUAUUGGCUGUGAUAGUGCGCCCAGACCACCGAAAUACAUUUUAGAUUCGGGCCUGCUAUUGGAUCUCACCUGUCUAAUCGACAGAGAUACUGUAGGACGACAAAAGUUUGAAGCAGUUGACAUUUUCAAAGAAGAUACUUGGCCAAAUGCAGCGACACUGAACUUAGAUGAAUCCCAAAGUGCAGCAUUGAAGAGUGCUCUGACCAAAGAAUUCUCUGUCAUUCAAGGUCCACCGGGAACAGGAAAGACUUACAUAGGUUUAAAGGUGGUAAGAGCGCUUUUGGCAAACAGACGAAUGUGGGCAUCAGGACGGAGAGAGGAAAAUGGCAAUGUCAUCCAACACAGGCCGUUAGAUUUGCUUGACCCAGGAGAGGAAGACCCAGAAAAGAGAGACUUUAACAAACCAAUACUGCUCGUAUGUUAUACCAAUCAUGCCCUAGACCAGUUUUUAGAAGGCAUUGUAAAAUUUCAGCCCAGCAAAGUUGCAAGAAUUGGAGGAAGAAGCAGCUCUAAGGAUCCUGCUCUUCAAAUGUGUCUUCUGCAUAAUAUGAAAAAAGAUCAUCCAACUGACAGGGUAAGAAGAGGGGAAAUCGCACGUUUGCAUGGGGAGCUUUCGUUAUUGGCAAAGACCAUCAGUUAUUUUGCAAAUAUCCACAAUUCCCUCAUUUAUAUUGGAUAUAAACAAAUACGCAGUUUGUUAUCUGAAUCGCAACAGGAGUCUCUAGAGUACGUUGCGAUAGAUGUUUCCAGUCCAUUUGAUUAUUGGCUUCUUGCUGAAGACCGCAAGAUAGUCUUGCAGCAAGAGAUUAAACAACGGCACCAGUUUAAGAAUGAUAGUCAGUCUGCUGGCGAAGAGCCAGCAGACAUUAAUGAAACAAAUCCCCAAGCAAGUGACAGAGAUGUGGAAGACGGAGACGAGCUGUUAGCAGAGUCUCAAGAGAAAACAGUCUACCGAAGCAAGGGAUCUGCCGAGGAAACAGUAGGUGUUGGUGAAACAGGCCCCCAAGAAAGUAACAGUGAUGUGGAAGACGGAGACAAUCUGUUAGCAGAGUCUGAAGGAAAUGGAGUAAACCAAAACAAGGAAUUUGAUGUGUGUGAGCCUUGCAACACAAAAGAAGAAUUGUCGGAUGGAGAGAGUGAUCUAGAUGACACAGCUGCUGGAUUAAAGACACCAGAGACAAUUGAGGAAGAUGGAGAUAUGAGAAAAAGUGACAGCGAAAGUCUGUUGAAUAAAGAAGAUAGCUCAGUUGCUGUAAAAGGAGAGGCUGGAUUAUUGUCCGACCAACGUGAAAUCAUAGAAGGAGAAUAUGAUUAUGAAUCAGAUGAAAUGUCAUUUAUUGAGGCCGAGGAUUUCUUGGAUGAUGUUCAAAUUGUGGAUGAUGACACUGAUAUUUUGGAGACCAUCGCUCAACAUGUAGUAAAAUCGGAAGAGAUGGAGGAGGAUGCAUAUACUACCGAGGUGGACAAAUCUGAACAACCUUUAAAAAUCUCGAAAAAAAUGAAAAGGGAAAUGCAACUAGAGAUGAAGAAAUUUGAAAGUGAACUUCACAAGGCCAGUUGUGGUGAUGACUACAUGACUGAAGAGGAGGCAGAAAGCAUAGAAAACCUUUGGGUUCUCUCCAUUGCAGACAGAUGGCGUUUGUAUCGUUAUUGGAAACGCUUAUUUUAUGAGGACAUUCUCCAGCGCCUUCAGUAUCAGAUCAUAGAAUACGAUCGUACCCGGCUUGCGCUGCAAGAAAUAUACGAUGAUCUAGAUUUCCAGCUGCUUCAAAACAUGUAUAUAUUAGGCAUGACUACGACUGGGGCAGCAAAGUAUCACCACAUCCUCAGACGACUUCGUCCGCGGAUUGUUAUUGUAGAAGAGGCGGCAGAAGUGUUUGAGUCCCACAUUGUGACGGCACUCACAGAAGGUUGCGAGCACCUGAUUCUCAUAGGAGACCAUCAGCAGCUACGACCAAACCCUGCUGUUUAUGCUCUGGCCAAGAAGUUCAACCUAGAGAUAUCUCUCUUUGAACGAAUGGUGCGAAACGGGAUGCACUGUGACAGACUGGCUAUACAGCACCGUAUGCGACCUGAGAUAUCACGUCUUCUGGUACCAGAAAUGUAUGACCAUCUUCUUGAUCAUGAGUCUGUUCGCCACUAUGAGAAUGUGAGAGGAAUUGAAGAAAACUUGUUCUUUAUUGACCACAGUUUCGAAGAAGAGAGUGACAAUGAUAGCAAAAGUCACUCCAACAAGCAUGAAGCGUCCUUCCUUGCUGCUCUCUGCCAGUAUCUCAUGAAUCAAGGUUACAGUAAAUCACAGAUCACCAUUCUGACCACAUACACUGGCCAACUUUUCGAAAUGAAAAAUAACCUCCCGAGAGAUAAAUUCCAAGGGAUUCGAGUAACGCCCGUGGACAAUUUUCAAGGAGAGGAAAAUGACAUAAUUCUUCUCUCCUUGGUACGCAGCAACAAGGAAGAACGCAUUGGUUUUCUUAGUAUUUCAAACCGUGUUUGCGUGGCUCUUUCUAGGGCGAGAAUGGGUUUCUACUGUGUAGGGAAUGUUUCGCUAAUGGCACGGCAAAGUAGCCUCUGGAAAAAGCUGGUCAAUAAGCUGAAAGAACGGCAACAGGUGGGCACUGAACUGACUUUAAUUUGUCAGAACCACCCAAAAAGGAAAUAUCAAGUCUCAAAGAAAGAAGAUUUCCAGCACGUGCCUGAUGGUGGGUGCCUAUUGCCAUGUGAGUUUCGUUUGGAUUGCGGUCAUGUAUGUGCACGUCGGUGUCAUCCUUAUGAUCUAGACCACCAGCUGUACACAUGUGAAAAGCCGUGUGAAAAACCUUGCGACGUUGGACACAAAACCUGCAAGAGAGAAUGCUUUGAGAUUUGUUCACCAUGCAGUUUUAUUGUAACCGUUCGACUGCCAAAAUGUCACCACGAAAUUUUAACCGAAUGCCACAGAGAUCCAGAUGACAUAAUUUGCCCUAUCCCAUGCGAACGACUCCUUAACUGUGGGCAUGAAUGCAAGAACCUGUGCUCUGAACCUUGUACCGUGCAGUGUGAAAGACAAGUACUGAAAUAUUUACCGUGUGGGCACAGCUGCCUUCUUCCCUGUCACCAGGAUGAAACCCUCGUGACUUGUGACACCUUGGUAGAGAGACAGCUGCCCUGUAACCACGUGACAAACGUCGCCUGUCAUACAGAUAUAUCUACAUACAAAUGUACAGAAUUGAUGCAAAAAAUUCUGCCUUGUGGACAUGAGAUUGCAGCGCCAUGCUACCAAGACGUAACAUGCGAAAAAAUUGUGGAGAGACAGCUGCCCUGUUACCACGUGGCAAACGUCGCCUGUCAUACAGAUACACGCAUAUACAAAUGUCCAGUAUUGAUGCAAAAAAUUCUGCCAUGUGGCCAUAUGAUUGCAGGGCCAUGCUAUCAAGACGUAACAAACAUAGAAUGCCAACUGCCGGUGACCGUAAGGCUUCCUUGUGCCCACCAUAUUGAAGUGAAAUGCCACGAAAGAUACACAGCCAUGUCUCUCCGAUGUACAGUGCAUGUAGAGAGAUCAUUGUCCUGCGGACACACGGGAAUAAUGUCUUGUCAUCUAGACGUGGGAAAUUACAUAUGCAGACAAAAAAUGAUGCUGACAUUUCCGAAGUGCAACCACCAAGUAGAGGUGAAGUGUGCCACUAAAGAAAAAGUCUUGUCGAAGGGGUGUGAGGUGCAAGUGGAACGAAUGCUCUCUUGUGGCCACCAGGUCAAGGCAAUUUGUGGAAUGGCAGAAAGGGAAUUAGUGGAAGCUUGUCCUGCUGUUUGUAAAAAAACACGUGCUUGCGGUCACAUCUGUGAGGGAACAUGUGGUUCUUGCAGACAAGGUACCCGCCACAUCCCGUGUUCAAGUCCUUGUUUACUUGUGUUUCCCUGCGGGCAUCCGUGCAAGGAGAAGUGCAGUGCUGUAUGCAAACCUUGCUCAGUCGGUUGUGAACGAUCCUGCGCUCACCUGACAAAAUGCACUAAAAAAUGCAGUGACUUCUGCAAGCGUUGUCCUCUGCCAUGCGACUGGAAGUGCUACCAUGCCCAGUGUAAAAGCCUCUGCUCCGAGAUAUGUUCAGAUCGCUUAAUCUGUGAUGAGCCUUGCCCGGAAAAACUAAGCUGCGGCCACCCUUGUAUUGGGAUGUGUGGGGAACCAUGCCCAUUGCUGUGUCGAAUAUGCAGCAAGAAAAGCAGAGUCUUUGCCGGUUUGCCACCCUGGUCCCGCUUUAUCAGAGUCCAACCAUGCAACCACGUCAUCGAGGUGACCAAGAUGGAUGCCCACAUGGCCCGCCAAGGAGAUGUAGUGACACUAGGCCCAAAACGGUGUCCUGUGCCAAGCUGCAGGAAAAUAAUCCAAAUAUGCCCUCGAUAUGGAAGGGAACUGAAGACGUACAUUAAAGCCAAGGACGAGGCUUCAGCAAUUUUAAGAUAUGAAUAUUCUCUUUGUCAGCAAGUUCUCAAGUCUGCUGAGUUGAUAACGAGAAUAAGGGCAUUGGAUUCUCCAAUCUGCGCUGAGAUAUUUGAUUUUUGCAGCACUUCUGAGAUCGAAGGUCAAAAGGUACAAAGGGAUAAAGAGACCUCCCUGAUGUUGCUGACAAUGGGCACCAUUUUAGAUGCAACAGACGCCAUUAAAGAGGUAAACUUGUUAAAGUUUUACCUUGACUCUACCAGCCAGGCAAAUCUUAACAGUAUUUUAGAAAGACUGCGAAGUGCUGAAGAUGACGCCGACCUUUUCAAUCUGGUCAAUACUCUACAGCAUCUUUUCCUUCGUUCGUUGAUCCUAUCCUCACGCACGGGGUUGGAUGAGAUGAACAUGGGUCUUGUCAAGGCCCAAUGUAUCGAGACCUUGGACUAUCCUUGGUCAGAACUUGUGUUGAUUUUCAAGAAAUUGAAGGGGGUAGACGAUCAACGCUCUCGUCAAAUGAAAGCACUGUUGCAUGCGCCGUUUACUUUACCGGAACGGCGGCAGUGGUGGUACUGUCGAAGAGGUCACGUGAUGAGGACGUCCAGCAAAGAGGCCCCAGCAUGUGAGGCCUGCGACCUUGGGGAAGAUACGGACCUUAGUCUUCACCAGGAGAGUUGGACUUCUGCAGGCGCCACAGAUUCUUCAGGUCAACGCCGUCUGGAGACAAUUGCCGGGCGCCGAGGUGGUGGUGGUGGUUUGGCACGUGGUGGGGGAAGAGGUCGUGGAGGUCGAGGCCGUGGGGGUCAAGGUCGUGGUGGACGAAGGUAA
Molecule: messenger RNA, 6860 nt
Organism: Lingula anatina
Lineage: Eukaryota; Metazoa; Brachiopoda; Lingulata; Lingulida; Lingulidae
Product: NFX1-type zinc finger-containing protein 1-like
Biological process (GO): regulatory ncRNA-mediated heterochromatin formation
Cellular component (GO): nuclear RNA-directed RNA polymerase complex; nucleus
Molecular function (GO): helicase activity; zinc ion binding
Source: RefSeq, a predicted model, not a curated record